AUGAGACGUUGGCGCAUCCUCACGGGCGAGAGACCCUACCCAUGCUCUGAGGGUGGGAAACGCUUCAGCCAGAGCUCCUCCCGUAUUAGGCACCAGAGAAUCCACACAGGAGCGACCCCGUUCGCGUGCGCCGAGUGUGGGAAACGCGUUAGCCAGCGCUCAUCCCUGGUCACCCACCGGAGAAUCCACACCGGCGAGAUGCCCUACACCUGCGCUGAGUGCGGGAAAAGCUUCCGGCGGAGCUCAGGCCUGAACACCCACCAGAGAAUCCACACCGGCGAGACGCCCUACACCUGCGCCGAGUGCGGGAAAAGCUUCCGGUGGAGCUCAAACCUGAUCACGCACCAGAGAAUCCACACCGGCGAGACGCCCUACACCUGCGCCGAGUGCGGGAAAAGCGUUAGCCAGCGCUCAUCCCUGGUCACCCACCGGAGAAUCCACACCGGCGAGACGCCCUACACCUGCGCCGAGUGCGGGAAAAGCUUCCGGCGGAGCUCAGGCCCUGUCACUCAGGGAAUACACAUGGGUUAA
Molecule: messenger RNA, 531 nt
Organism: Mauremys reevesii (Reeves's turtle)
Lineage: Eukaryota; Metazoa; Chordata; Testudines; Geoemydidae
Product: zinc finger protein interacting with ribonucleoprotein K-like
Exons: 1
Coding region: 1-531 (176 amino acids)
Source: RefSeq, a predicted model, not a curated record